AUGGUAGACGGAGGAGAUAAACUUUACGCAUCUUCAAUGACCACAGGAGAACAAUUGUUUCAGGUACCGCUUUUCAGUUCAUCAGGGUUAUCAGAAGGAGAACAUACUUUGGUUAUGACUAAUGAAUGUUGGUUGAAUGCUGGGGAAGUGACGAACGGGUAUGCUAAUGAUUACUUCGGAAUUGACUUUCUCGUCGUUGAAGGAACACCCUUGAAACCUUCUACGCCAAGUAGUACCACCAGUACCAGUACGAGUCAUCUCACUACGACUAAAACCACACCCACCUUCAUCUCCACUGACACGUCCUUGAUCCCUGCUACCACCUCUAAGCAAAUCAUUUCUUCAGCCUCUAUCAUCCUACAAUCAGAUACCAUCAACCCCUUACCAUCCACGAUAAGUUCUUCGGAAAUAUCAACAAAUGCACCUACUUUAGUCUCAGGAACAAUCAACGUCAUCUCUUCAAGUGGAACAUUCACCAUUCCCGCUCCUAAUACAUCUGUACCUGAUGGAACACAAGGUGGUGUUACUACUGUUCUCUCUGGUUCUCUUUCGGUUCAUAGACAAUGUCCGAUUAUACUUUAUAUCUUUGUUUGGUUCUGGGUCAUGCGGAUAAUCAACUUUGGACGAUGA
Messenger RNA from Tremella mesenterica DSM 1558, 630 nucleotides. RefSeq lists its product as uncharacterized. The record is from RefSeq and is a predicted model, not a curated record. The coding region runs from base 1 to 630 and encodes 209 amino acids. The transcript has 4 exons. NCBI's taxonomy places the organism in Eukaryota, Fungi, Basidiomycota, Tremellomycetes, Tremellales, Tremellaceae.